Molecule: messenger RNA, 235 nt
Organism: Entrophospora candida
Lineage: Eukaryota; Fungi; Glomeromycota; Glomeromycetes; Entrophosporales; Entrophosporaceae
Source: the annotation of a GenBank genome assembly
AUGUAUUGCAAGACACGCUGGACCACUGCUAGUGAGUCAGUAGAAUCAGUAAUAAGGCUAGAAUCAGUUCUUGAGGAAAUUACUUCUCAACAUAAUCAUUUAUUAAAUGAUAAAGUAAAACAUAUAAUUCAAGGGAGAAAUUUUUUUUCUGAUUUACGAAUCCUUGCAUUUGUUUUGGACCCUUUAAGGAAAGCAGUAUUAGCUUUAGAGUCAAGAUCAGCCACACUUUCUGACU